Molecule: messenger RNA, 378 nt
Organism: Hibiscus syriacus
Lineage: Eukaryota; Viridiplantae; Streptophyta; Magnoliopsida; Malvales; Malvaceae
Exons: 4
Coding region: 1-378 (125 amino acids)
Cellular component (GO): plastid-encoded plastid RNA polymerase complex
Source: RefSeq, a predicted model, not a curated record
AUGUAUGUCACUCCACCGGAUACAGAUGUGUAUUCUAUUCCCAAAGUUUUGGCUCCAAUGCCUCAAAAGUACAUCCGUUGUGCAGUGAGUGAUUAUAGCUGCUACAACGUUACAGAACCGCCCAUUGAUGCACCUCGAGACCCUCUUUAUAAAUCCGAGAGAGAGGUCAUGAAGGUGUUUUUGACAAAACAUUACAGGAACCGGAGGUUGGUUGACCCGGAAUUUGUGCUAGACUUUGAGGAGAUAUAUAUGAUUGAUUCCAAGACCAAGUCAAUUACCAGAGCUAAAGUUUUUGGUAAUAUCCUUGAGCUUGCUCUGAAUCUUAGUUCAAGGAAACUUGAAGCAUCCAUUGCUUUGUGUGAUUCUUCACUGUCAUAA